Drosophila nasuta is the source of this 4827-nucleotide messenger RNA. RefSeq names its product male sterile (2) 34Fe (gene ms(2)34Fe). Lineage: Eukaryota; Metazoa; Arthropoda; Insecta; Diptera; Drosophilidae. The transcript has 8 exons. Bases 119 to 4786 code for a protein of 1555 amino acids. The record is from RefSeq and is a predicted model, not a curated record.
AGGGUCAAGACUUUAUUGUCAAAACCGAGAAUGGGACAUUUUCUGUUUAUAUUUCCUACAAGCAAUAGAUAAAAAUAUCUAACAAAAAUUAUAUAAACAACAGGAACACUAGCCCACCAUGAGUGUGAGCACCAGAAGAACCAGCCUUGGCAGUCGUCGUGGCACACGAAAAUCACACGCCUCAUUAACAUCGGUAUCCUAUGAUAUAUACUGCAUGAACUUCUAUGAUAAUGGACUGGCUGCUGUGCGCAAUGAGUAUAUCAAUCAGAUCAAAAUUGGCUUACGACGAUUUCUUUUUGUCAUCGAUGUGGAGCAUGAGAUUCGACAAGCGCAAUAUACCAAUGAAAUUAACAAGCGAAUUUCGAAACAUAAAAAACAAGAUCCCAUACCCACGGAGAGAAUGCCAUUAGUAAUGCUGCGGAUACGAGAUUGCUUGGAAGAGUAUGAGCAUGUGACCAAGCGUAUUGAUGCUGAGAAUAGCUUCAACUUGCUCAAGUACUUUCAACGAAAUACGCCCGCCGAACUCAAGUUCAAGUUUGUUAAUCAGAAGGACAAGGCAGGCAUGGAGUCCAAGAGGGCAAAGCCACCCGCGAAAAGCAAGGAAACAACCGAUACGCAAGUAAGGAGCCAAAUUACUUGCUUUGGUGUUACGUCCAAGGAGCACCACAAAGUUGGCAAGGGACGCCCGCUGUCCAAGCGUUCAUACAUAAAGGAUCAACCUCAAGCUACUUCUAUUCUUAUACUCAUAAUUGGAAGUCUGGACAAUGACUUCUACCAAAGUUUGAUAUCUCUUGAUCUCCCACUACGUGGUAUUAUUCACUUUCUACCUGAGGAGUGUGCCUAUGAUAUUUUGGUGCCACGCCCACGACGCCUCAAGGAACUUCGUGACACCAUCGAGAAUAUCCAAAAGGGAAUUCAUUCGCUACGAAAGCGAUCCGCCACAAAGCCAGUGGGCAUCUUCCAGCAGCAGUUGCCACAGAUGUCCAUUUGCCAGGCCACUAAAUACUCUGAUGAUAUUUUUAAUCAGUUAAGCUGGUUUAUCUAUGAUGUGCAGACGCUGCGCGAUCACUACGAAGAAUACUAUGUGAAACCUUACAAUGAGAUCAACGUCAAAAUGAAUCCCGCAGAGAACAUGCAGGAGAGCUACAAUCUGGCGAAAUCGCUUAGCAUUGAGGGACAUUAUCUUAAUCACAGUGUGCCCGCAGUCCACGACGAUGAUGCCACAGUCUAUUUAUAUUUGGAGUCGCUGCUAAACACUUUCGGCAGUCCAAAAGAAGUGAUGACUGAGAUGGAAGUGCUGCUGCUGGCUAAUCCAUCGUCCUUGGUGCAGACCCGAGUGCUUGACAAGAUCAAGGUGUAUGCCAGCGCCUUCAAGAGCAUCGUCAAACUCAAUAAAACAGAUCGUCUUUUUGUGGAACAGACUAAUCCCUUACUCACCAGCGUUGUUUCGUACAUGGAUCAGAAACUAAUGCGUAACAUUUACCAUGCCUGUCUCGAAUACAAUAUACUGCGAAGAUAUUUUAACGUCGGCUAUACCAUAGACAGUCUGCAGUACACGCCCUACACCAGUGAAGUGGAGCCGCGACACCUGCCCAAAUAUGCUAAGCUAUAUUUGACGGAUGAUGCGGUCACUCAACGCAUAAUACACCUGAUUGAUGAGAAUGAGAACUAUAAGAUUGAAGAGAUUCAUCCCACCAUUAAACUCUACACAUUUCGACGUCGACUGAACGAGGUCUUUGAACACCAGAAAGACAUUAUCUUGCCAUCACGUCUUUGCUUUCGAGACUUUACGCUUUACAAUGCGCAUGAGUUUCUGAAGGACUUGGUCACACCGGUAAUGUUUGAGGAUGCCAUUGAGCCACAACCGGAUCCAUUGUCCACGUACACAAGUAUCUACACCAUGGGUGAUAUCAGAGAGUCGCUUAAUCCAUAUAGUCACUGUCCAACUAAUGUACAGUAUAUAAUUACGCCGAGCGUUUUCAUACGCCCCAAGUCUCUGAAAGCCAAUAAACUGGCCGAGCAGUUGAGGGAGAAGGAGAAAGUCGAUAGGCUAUCCACUCGAGCAUCAAAAGCCCAAAAAGAUAAUUCCAUGGCCUCCACCAGCAAUAUUCGUGCGAAUGUUACACAAAGUCAACCUGCAACGUUGUCCAGAGAAUCAAAGGAAACGGGCCAAUACUCCUACAUUGGCCUGGGACCAGAUCAUCCGAUGCUCAAGGGUUACAAUCUCGACGAUACAAUGCAGACCAUCAAAGCUAAGACCUCAAAGUAUCACUUCGAAGAGGGUCACAUGACACUGUACCAGGAGAAGUGGAAUUUCCGGCAAAUGAACAAGUAUUUGAACAUUGAGAUUAGCAAAGAGCUCAUACAUUUGACCAACGAACGUGGCAACAUGAAUAAGAUCUCAAAUAAUAUACGCAUACAGACCACAAACGGGGUUCAUCUAAGGAUCAGACCCAAUAGCGAGGAAUGCGCCAAGGCGGUCCUCAAUUAUCCGAAUGGUUUGUCCCUUUACUGUCACGAUACCCAUGCCGAGCAUCUCUGGUCUGGCCACCAGAGUGAGCUCAACGAAAGUCGUCGCAUAUGCACCCCUUAUGGCUGCGUGAUCGUCUUCUAUAAUGACAAUGAUACUGUGAUUAUUAUGCGUUAUAAUGGGGAGGUAUACAGACUGUAUAGUUUCCCCGAUGCCAUGGGCGGCGAGGAGGAAGGUGAAAUAGAAGAAACAUCGGAAUUUGUUAAUGCCUGCUCAACACAAUCCACUUACAGCAACUAUAAGUCAUUGCCUAAAGAAAGAGUCACAAAUUCGUCGUCUGCGCCGCGCAAGCGCAGGAAAAAACCCAACAAAGGAUCAACAAAUCGCGCAAGUGGCGGAACUGAACCCAGGGCUAAAAUAUCAACGCUAAGCAAUAGUUCAACCUCCUCCCAGACGUUGGCUGCCAGAUCAAUGAAGGCACAUAUAAAAGAGAUGAGAUUGAAUAAAACAGCAGCUCUAUUUGCCAGCAUCGAUAAUGAGCUGAAGUUCCUGGAGACGAUGAUGACCCUGUUCGGCUUUAGCUAUGUGCAUCUAAAACUAACCACUUCACUGGGCAGUGUGGUGCAUGUGCAAGGACAGCAUAAGAUCUAUUGUGCGAAACCCAUUCGGGUCACCGAGUGGCAUGAUUACUAUGCCAACGAAAGCUACGCGAUGCGGGACGAUGGAGUUCGCAUGGUCUGGACGCAUGAUACACUCAAGUGCUAUCACAGCGAUGGCACUGUAAUCAAUACAACGACAUCGAUGGGAGUGGAUUUGGGCAUUAAUGAGGAUGAUAUUGAUAAGCAGAUUAGUUCGAGUAGUUCCCAUAAGAUUGAAUUGGGUCGCAUUGGUUCGGGCUCUGUGCAAACCGAAGAGAUAUUGAUCAAUAUGAUCGAUGAUGAUGAUCCAAAGCAGAAGACCCUUGGCAUCGAUGAGUUUCUCGAAGAAGGCGAGGUCGAAGAUCAGUAUCUUUAUGAUUAUUCUUUCGUCACCUUUAAUCCAGAGAGUUUUGCGAUGCUGCACAAGUAUUACGCUGGCACACAAUUCUCGUGCCUCAAUUUUAAUUUAACGGAACUGCAGAUGGAAACAAAGGUCAUGGCGGCGGAUAGUUUGCAAUUUCGAAUUUAUCCCAUGGCUAACACAACCAACGACAUCUAUGACAUUAAGCAUCCCGGAAGCAACAGAUUUAGUGAGAAAUACUUUAACAAGGUCUUCCAAGAGCCAGUAUCUUCCGAAGCUGAUCCCGAUGAAUGGACGCGACCCUCGGAACCAAAAUCACCACCUAGGGAUCCCAAGUGUAUGUGUGCAGGAGUGGAAGUCGAGGCUUCCAACUUCCAUUUGUUGGUCGAAAGAGAUUGCUUGUUGUUACACACUCGAUUGCAAAGAUUUGGUUGCAACGAGAAUCAAGAUGAGUAUCGAGACAAUAUCGAACUAAAAUUGAACUUAAAUGAAAAUCUGAGCACGGUUUUCCGAAAUUGGGUUGAAACUUUUCAUCAGUUUAUCAAUUGUUCCUGUGCCAAAUGGAAAACUAAUUACUUUAUAGAAAGUAUAUCCGGUGACUGUCGGAAGAAGGGCCUAGAACUAUUUAAAACAAUGCCCGACUUGGGUGCUUAUAACUUUUGUGCUGGCAACUAUUUUCUUGAUCCAGAGGAAUUAAAAUCCAUGCAUACCCGAAUGAUGCAACAUUUUGAUUGGUAUGAGCAGGAUAUGGCAAAGUUUCCGCGAUUUCCCCAACAAAAGAAGCCACCAACAAUAGUUGAUUUUCCGCCUGUAUUGACAACAAAGAUCUUUGUGGAGAUUCCCGCACAACUGGCCUAUACGGAUCGCAUUCAUUUGUUUUUGGAUCCCUUCGAUCGCAUUAAGUUCCGAAAGCUUAAGCAUCGUUUCAAUGAGGCUCUUCUUUUCCAUUUGUAUCCGAAUCUUCGCGUAAUGGUAAAACAAGAAAUUAGCAAACAAAGCUGGCGAAAUCAUCUUGCCGCCAAUAAGCGCCGCCAGUUUAUGGAACAGCAGCGUCUAAGUUUAUAUACUGCGAUGUUGAAGCAUAAGGUGUACCCUAAUUACUUCCAGUUUAAAGAUAAUUUCUAUAGCCAUGUGCGUAAUAUUGAUUUCUUCGAGUUCAUGUCCUCCAAGUGCAAUGAGAAAGAACACCCGGAACAGUAUAAUACCGAUAAAAAUAAGAAUGAAGAUGCCGCUAAAGACAAAAUGCCAUUAUCUGCCGAACAAAAGAAAAAUCGUAAGAAGUGUCUGUGCCCUAAAUAUAUAAAAUCUAUUAAAUAGUUGCCAUUUUGUUUAUUUAAAUAUAUACAUAUGAACGUAUA